UGGAGGUGCUGGUUUCGUGGGUUCCCAUUUGACUGACAAGCUGAUGAUGGAUGGCCAUGAAGUGACUGUGGUCGACAACUUCUUCACAGGGAGAAAAAGGAACGUAGAGCACUGGAUUGGCCAUGAAAACUUUGAGCUCAUCAAUCAUGAUGUGGUGGAGCCUCUCUAUAUCGAAGUGGACCAGAUCUAUCACCUGGCCUCUCCAGCCUCUCCUCCCAACUACAUGUAUAACCCCAUCAAAACCCUCAAGACCAACACUAUUGGCACUCUCAACAUGCUUGGCCUGGCCAAACGCGUGGGCGCCAGACUUCUCCUGGCUUCUACUUCUGAGGUUUACGGAGAUCCAGAGGUGCACCCUCAAAAUGAGGAGUACUGGGGACAUGUGAACCCGAUUGGUCCUCGAGCAUGUUAUGAUGAGGGGAAGCGCGUAGCAGAGACGAUGUGUUAUGCCUACAUGAAACAGGAAGGAGUAGAGGUGAGAGUAGCGAGAAUCUUCAACACGUUUGGCUCCCGAAUGCACAUGAAUGAUGGACGUGUUGUCAGCAAUUUCAUCCUGCAGGCUCUACAGGGAGAACCUCUCACUGUGUAUGGUACUGGUUCCCAAACAAGAGCCUUUCAGUAUGUAAGUGAUCUGGUGAACGGCCUGGUGUUGUUGAUGAACAGUAACAUUAGCAGUCCAGUAAAUCUGGGGAACCCAGAGGAGCACACCAUAUUGGAGUUUGCUCGUCUCAUUAAAAGUCUCGUUGUGAGCCAGAGCCAGAUCCAGUUCCUUCCAGAGGCCCAGGACGACCCACAGAGGAGAAGACCUGACAUCCGAAAAGCCAAGAUGAUGCUCGGCUGGGAACCAGUGGUGCCGCUGGAGGAAGGCUUGAACAAAACUAUCCAGUACUUCAGUAGAGAACUGGAGCACCAGGCCAACAACCAGUACAUCCCCAAACCGAAAGCCGCCCGCAUGAAGAAAGGAAGACCCAGACACAACUGAGGUCAGGUCUCCCACCACAGAAGGAUGUUAAGCCUCCUCAGAGGAAUGCUCUGAAAUACGCUGUUGAGUGAUGCACUCUGGGAAAGGGUGUCUUUUUUUGUGAAGCAGAGACAUCUUUCUCUUAAAAGUCUCUUUGAAAAGAUCUUUUCCUUGUGUUGGAGCUUCAGCUGCAUUGUGAGUAACUACUUCCUUGCCGUGUGAUUGGACAAGCCUGAAUCAAAGAGGCAAGAAAUCUGAAACCCAGCCUACUUUUUUUUUGUGGAUUUGAGCUUUUACUAUUUAAAUCACCAACAUCAGUGUCUUGUGAACAGCUCGUGCUGUGCAUCAGUGUUUUGUGUUUAUCAGUUUUAUGGUGUUUUGUCUCUGGACAGCUGACUGACGUCAUUUUCCCCACUGGAUGUUUUGUCCUCUUGUCAAUGCUCAUGUGACGCACUACAGAACUGGACAAACCUUCUAGAAACUGCAUCAUGAUGUGUUUGUUUUAUUGUCUUCUUCUUUGUGAAAUAUCAUUUUAGGAUUUGCAUUAUCAAUUUGAGGUGAAAAUGCUAUUUUAAUAAAAUAUUUUAAUUGUUUUAUGUAUAAUAUUUAGAAAAGAAACAUUUUGUGUAUGAAAGAGUGAGACACGUUUCUGAAGUUGUGUAGGCAGUGAAGAGCCACAUAUUUACAGUAAAUUAGUUAUAGGAGAAGUGCUACAGUGUUGGAUUUUAAGUGUUUCAUACCAGUCAGUUGCCUCAAAGCUUUAUUGGAAAGAAGAGGGAAUUACAGUAAGAAUGAAACAGUUUGGUGUCAGUGGUGCAGGAGUCGAGUAAGAGUUAUGAUGGUGGCGUUGGACAGUAGCUCGGAUCAUUUUGAAUUUGCGCAUUUGCAUAAUGUAUAAAUUCUGUUCCUACGGUUUGCACAAAAAUUGUAGCUUUUUAGCAUAGAUUAUACAAAGCUCCAUUAUUUAGCUGUUGUGAUUCAUUACAGACCCACAAACUGUCAUUACCAGCUAGUUACACUGUGCUAGUACCCAGCUGAUGUCCAGUCCAUUUUAAGAAAUGCAAACAGCAGGAGAAGACUGAUUAGUGUGCAGACGCACAAAGCUGUAUGGAAUAUAACCUGUAUUUU
Messenger RNA from Monopterus albus (swamp eel), 2089 nucleotides. It is a transcript of the gene uxs1, whose product is annotated as UDP-glucuronate decarboxylase 1. Gene Ontology annotation, cellular component: cytoplasm. Gene Ontology annotation, molecular function: NAD+ binding; UDP-glucuronate decarboxylase activity. Gene Ontology annotation, biological process: D-xylose metabolic process. NCBI's taxonomy places the organism in Eukaryota, Metazoa, Chordata, Actinopteri, Synbranchiformes, Synbranchidae. The transcript is spliced from 10 exons. The coding region runs from base 44 to 982 and encodes 312 amino acids. The record is from RefSeq and is a predicted model, not a curated record.